Messenger RNA from Akanthomyces muscarius, 2892 nucleotides. RefSeq lists its product as uncharacterized. Bases 1 to 2892 code for a protein of 963 amino acids. The record is from RefSeq and is a predicted model, not a curated record. NCBI's taxonomy places the organism in Eukaryota, Fungi, Ascomycota, Sordariomycetes, Hypocreales, Cordycipitaceae. Gene Ontology annotation, molecular function: protein binding. The transcript has a single exon.
AUGUCACCUCCCAACUUCUCUUUUUUCCAGUACGAGCCGCUGCCGACUUCCACCAGCAUCCGCCUCCUGACGGUUCGCAAUCCGUUGGCAAAAGCAUCCCCCACAAUCUGCGGUGUCACCCUGCUGUCUUGCAAGCUUGUCACUGUCGAUCUCAAGGACAAGCCGAAUUUCAACUGCCUCUCCUACACAUGGGGCAAUCCAAACCCCCUGGACCAGAGUGUGGAUGGCGGCGUGGACCCAUUCGCGCCGCACAACCAGUGGCCCAUUACUGUCAACGGUCGCCUGUUCUUCAUCACCAAGAACCUCUACGAUGGUCUAAGCCAGCUCAGAGUCGAUGAGUGGUCUGACGAUGCCGAAGUUGAUUCUCGGUAUGAGCCCUACAACAAGACCAGGCUCAUCCAGGCCGCCGAGGACGGUCGAUACGACGAUGUUGAGGACUCGCUUCGUCACGGUGCCGGUAUAAAUAACGUCGACUGCUUCGGCGAGACCGCUCUUCACUAUGCGGCAGAAAAUGGCCAUGUGGAGAUUGUCGAGCUCUUGCUCGCCCAAGGCGCGGAUCGUACCAUGAUUGACAGCACCGACCGCACCCCGUUAGACUGCUGCGUACAGCGCAAGCGCAGACGCUACCUCGACAUUGCCCGCAUACUGGAAAACGUAUCAGAGACCUCUGUGACAGUUUCUGGUCCCGGCGUGCGACACCACAGAUCCAAGCCGAUUUGGAUCGAUGCAAUCUGCGUCAAUCAGCAAGAUGUGACGGAGAGAAACACCCAGGUCUCGAUGAUGACGCAAAUAUAUGGCCAGGCUCAGUCUGUCAUCAUUUGGCUGGGCGGCUUUUCUUCAGAGACUGCUGCGAGUGAGUUGCAUCACACCUUGCCAACAAUCCUAUCCUCGUCGGCCGAGUGUUUCAAACGCUCAUGGGAAGCUUGGCACCGUCGCCGCAAAAAUGGGGAAAGCGACGAAGACGACCAAGAGAUUCAAAAUGGAACAAUUCUCUCUUCAGAAAAUCUGGACAUCGUGCUAGACUUCGUUCGCAGGUCGUAUUUUCAUCGAAUAUGGGUUCUGCAAGAAGUUGCCUUGGCACGAGACGUGCGAAUCAUGUUUGGAGGCGACGAUCUUCCCUGGGCUGCACUGUUCCAGGUAUUUCAAGAGGCCAUCGAUUUCGAAUAUGUCGGCAUGAACUACAACACAAAAGUGAUCAAAUACCGCUACGGCGACAUGGGCACUCUGGCAUGGUCGUUGGCUGAUGUGAGGCUGCAUUCGCGGCGCACCAGACUUGAAGACAGCAUUGUAACCGCGCAGCUCCAGUCUCUGCGUGAGAACAAUCCGGAUUUCGUGUCCUUGGAGCACAAUUGGUGGCAUUCGAAGCUUCCCCUUUCGACACUUAUUGCAUUGACUUGGAAUUUUGCCGCAACGGAUCCUCGCGAUAAAAUCUUUGCAUUGCUGGGCAUUGCGCAACCCGUGCCUGGCGACGAUCCCAUCGUUCCGGACUAUCACAAAACCAUCACUGAGGUAUUUACACUAGUCGGCAAGGCCUAUAUCCAAGCAAAGGGGGAUAAUCGAUACCAAGACUGGAGGAGCGGGGAGAUUGAAGACUUUGAGCCGCUGGAGGCGCUAUCCUUUGUCCAAGACAUUAGCGAGCGCCACGAAGGUUGGUGUUGGGUGCGGCCGUUUGCCGAUACCCAUAACCUGCUUCCCCGGCCGGACGACUUGCCUUCCUGGGUGCCGUCUUUCCAUUGGCCGUUGGCCACCAGACGCUUGUUCAGCACAAAGUUCUGCGCCGCCGGACUGACCGUGCCGCAUAUCUACCCGUUUCAGUCUGAUAUUUUGCAGCUCGACGGCCUAAUGGUCGACACUAUUACCCAUGUGGAGCAGCAGCGUCAUGCCGAGUCGCACUGCUACUGCGGUACAGCCAAUGUGCUCGGGUGGCUCAAGACCAUGGCCACCAUCGACCCCAUGUACCCGACAGGAUGCGAUCGCGUCGAGGCACUGUGGCAGGUUCUGAGCGCCAACUGCUACCUGAAGCGCGCAUUUCCUCUUACGGCUUAUAGCUACGCCGAGGAUCCCGUCGGGGAAGACUUUUCCGAGUACGUCAAGGAUACCUUGCCCAGCGAGCUGGUGGACCUGGGACUGUGCGACGCGGACGGUGUGCCAAACCCCGAGACGGCAGGCUGGCUUCGCGACGUCUUUGUUCAAGACACGUCUGGCUCAUUACCCGACUUCGAGGACAUUCUGAAAGCUGUCAAGGAGGCCAAGCAGGAAAAGAACAAUGACGGCGAGGAAACGGAAGACAAGGAGCACCAAGGAAGUGUGGUCGCUGAAGAGCACGAAGAGCAAAGCGAGACGAGGGGAGAAGACGAAGAUGGUGGUAAUCAAGCAGAAGCAGAGGAAGCCCAAAAUGGCGAUGUGCACAGAGAGCUUCCACACAGGGGCGCCGCUGACGAUCAAGCCCAGAAUGAUGUGUCGGGUGAAGAGAUUGUGACUACAAACGGAGUUGAGGAGAAAAAUGCACAAAUAGAGGAAGGCAAGGAGACCGAAAGGGAAUAUGAGGACGAGGAAGAUGCGCAAACAGUGGAAGGGCAGGAGACGGAAGAGGAAGACGAGGACGAGAAAGAAAGCGAUGGCGUCAAUUCGUUUGAGUACUUUAUGUGGUGCGUUUGGCCCCUGCGCCGCGUCAUGUCGACGGCCAACGGUUAUCUUGGCCUUGUGCCGCGGGCCGCGCAACCAGGCGACCAGGUCUGGCUGUUUUCUGGCGGACGUACGCCCUACAUCAUUCGCCCCACAGGCCGGCCAGGCCAAUUCACCUUUGUUGGCGAAGCCUACGUACAUGGCAUCAUGGAUGGCGAAGCAGCCGAGGGUAAACAAGACGGCUUUAAGCCAGUCCAGCUCGUAUGA